Messenger RNA from Naegleria gruberi, 1788 nucleotides. RefSeq lists its product as uncharacterized. The transcript has a single exon. NCBI's taxonomy places the organism in Eukaryota, Heterolobosea, Eutetramitea, Acrasida, Naegleriidae. The record is from RefSeq and is a predicted model, not a curated record. The coding region runs from base 1 to 1788 and encodes 595 amino acids.
AUGAAAAGACCCACAACCAGCAAAGUCAUUCGACCUCCAUCAUCAUCAAGCAUAUUGGGAAAGAAAUCAUACAUGACAAUUCAUGUUGGAGAACGAGAUUAUUACGACUCGUCAUCAGAUGAUUCUCUGAUGGUGGUCAAAAAACUUGUUCCCAGUUUAAAGACAAGCCACUCGGCUUCCAAUCUCAGAACCAACAAGUCAUCAUCCUCAAUAGAGGGAAGGCAACUCAAUAAUAUAUCCACUCUAAAUUCUUCAAGUCCUACCAAUACGGGUAAGGAUUUAAGUAGGUCCUCAUCUGCAUCUGCUCUUUUAAAAAUCCCUACAUUAUCCCUCACUUCUUCUUCUGCCAAUAAGAUGGUAAAACCUUCUUUUAAAAUGUUAACACCCGACAAUAUUAUUCAUAUAUUGGGGUAUUUUGGGGGAGAAUUUCAAUCAUGUGUAUCAAAAGGAAAAAUUAUUUGGAGUAAAUUCUUUAAAACUUGGUAUGGAAGAUUAUCGGAUGAAACUGUACGUUUAUUGUAUGUCUAUGGAGACUUGACAGAGGCAAAAAAUAGCAUUGUUGAUGAAAUUUCAUUCCUUUGUGCUGCCCAACUGCCUUUUGGAUCUCACAAUUUAGAGAUUCCACUCAUUAAAAAGUUGUGCUUUUGUCCUUACAAGUUUACAGAUACUGAGAAGAAGGUGGCAACCAUAGUGAGGGAAGCUGAUGUUGAAUUAAAAAAGAAACUUUUGAGGAGAUUGGAUAAUUUUAAGGUAAAAAAUAGAUACAUUUGUGAUAGUCUAAAAAUUCUAAAAUUUAGUCAAUUGGAAACAUUUUGGGAAGCAAUUGAAAAGUGCUUUGAAGUAUUUCCAAAUUUUGAGGAAUUGAGAAUUGGCUUUAUUCACUGGGAAACUCCUGAUUUUGUAAAAUUUAUCCCUCGAUCAUACAAUUAUAGAGAUACGCUAGCGAGUGCACUAGCUAAAAGUAAUAGAAAAUGCAAAAAAAUCGAGAGUAGAGGUCUAGAUCAUUUCCUGACACCAAAACUAGCUCAAUAUUUGCCUCUAUUAGAGGAGUACAAAACAGUAUAUUCUUACUCAUCUAAGCACUUGAAGGAUAUUGGGAUGUGGAAAAAUUUGAAAAUACUGGAUUGUGACUUGAGAGGUUUACAAGGAAGUCAAAAACCAUGUAAUCACUCCGUUCCAGAAUUUUUCAAAUCCCUAGCUCACUGUAAAAAGUUAGAGUGCUUUAGAAUGCAAGAUGACUGUCUAUAUGCUGAUGAAUUCAAACAUCUAGCUAAUGCUCUCCCCAAUUUAAAAUACCUCAACUUGUAUAGUACAAAAACAGAACCUGAUAUUAUAGAAACGAUUGAAACGUUUACAAGUCUCAAAACUUUGAUAUUGAGUGAAAGCUUUGAUGAUGAGAUUGUUUGGUUAGAUCGGUUAAACAACAUUGAUAGUUUGGAAUAUUUGGAAAUAAGUGGUAGUUUGAAUUUUUCAAACUUUGUGGAAGUGUGUAAAUUAACAUCUCUCAAAACUCUGAGCGUACAAGUAGAUAUAGGAGAUGAAGCUGGCAAACAAUUGGCGAACUUGACUAAUCUUGAACAAUUGGAAUUACAAUCCUGCAGAAACUGUAAAAAUCCUUUCACCUACGCAUUAUGUUUAUUCUUACAAGACAAUUUGAAAAAUGUAAAGAGAUUUAACAUUCAACCUCAUUAUUCAGUCCAUGCCUAUAACCAUAUUCCGAUUGAAACACUGAAAACUCUGCAGUCCUAUAUUGUUAAGAAACAUAUUCUCCCCGAUGCUAUUCUAUAA